This is a messenger RNA of Linum trigynum, 354 nucleotides long. NCBI's taxonomy places the organism in Eukaryota, Viridiplantae, Streptophyta, Magnoliopsida, Malpighiales, Linaceae. The record is from the annotation of a GenBank genome assembly.
AUGAUAAUCGGUGUUUUGCGUGACGGUUUGGAGAAAAAUCCGAUCUCCAGGUUCCGUACUGCAAUUGGAUUUCAGGUGACGGUUCUUUCUGGGAUUAGUUUGUUAACUCUGUUUUCUUCCUUUCAUGGUUUCGUUCUCAUUCUUUCUUCUUUUGGAGGGUUUCUUCGUCCCCUUUCCGAGGAGGUUGGGUCACCGAGGUAUAUUACAAGGAUUCCGAUGGUAAUUGAUGUUCUGCCGUGCCUUAUCCGUAACCUUAUGAACGAGCAAAAGCGAGCGAUGGGUGGCCGAUAUGUCAACGGAGUUUUUGUCAACUUCCUAUUCCACUGCAGGUUCCUUAUUCUAUAUAGAAAUUGA